CUUUAUUUAUUCAAUUAUAAAAAAAAUUAUAUUGCGUUUGUUUAAUAUUUAGAAAACAUUAAAUAAUUUUUUUGAAUGGUGUCAAGAAAAAUAGCCAAAAAAUUGGGUUCUCGUAAAUUAAGUCGUACUUAUGUAAGUUUAAUAAACGUUUCAAAUGACCAAGGGAUUCAAGAAGAGAAGCUUGAUGAAAAUGUUGCACUCAAUGAAAACAAGAAUUAUGAGGAAGUCUACGAUGAAGACAUGAGCGGAGAAAGAGGGACUUAUUUUCGCGAUGGUAAAAGAAAAAUAGACUUUGUUUUGGUAUAUAUUGAGGAAAAGAAUGCGGUGAAUGAAGCAAAACUGAUUGGUUUUCGAGAUAGAUUUCUUAGCAAUUUAAAAAAAAGUUGUAUUGAAAUGGAAGAGGAAAAGUGUGACGAUAAAGAGAACAUUUUGCACUUUAUCAAAUGUCAUUGUCCUUUUGAAGUUUUGAAAUAUUAUGCAGAGGAACUAUCAUUUAAAGCUCCAUUGGCGCUGCGUCAAAUAAAAAAGAUUAAUUGGUCUGAACGUACGCUAGCAAGGUUUAGUUUACCCAAUCCAUUUUAUGAAAAAGUUCCUUUUCCCCCUCCAGAUUAUUUUACUGCUUCCUUCCAAGCGGAUAAAUUUCAUUUGUUUAUAGGAAGCGAAAAUCCAAACACAUUCUUUACAGAUACAGAGCGAACUUACAUUUGCUAUGAAAUACUUGAAAGUACACCAUAUGGUAACAGACAUAAAGGAGAAAUUGGCAUUGAAAGAUUAAUUACAGAAGAAAUAUUUGAUGCAGCAUACCCACUUCAUGUGGGAACCCAUAUACAACCUCGACAAGAGGGCCCAGAUAGUCCUGAAGAUGAACAACAGUUAAAUCAAAGACAGAUACUUAAAAUGUACUGGGGAACUUGGGGUAAAUGGCUAAAAUACCAACCUCUAGACCAUAUUAGAAGUUAUUUUGGUGAAAAAAUUAGUUUGUAUUUUGCAUGGCUGGGUCAAUACACUGCUUGGCUUUUGUUGCCCUCCCUUGUUGGUUUAUUAGUUUUUGUAUAUGGCUAUGUUACUAUUAAUUCUUCAGACAAUAGAGACGCUUUAGAUAUUUGCGAGCAUGCAAACUGGACAUACAAAAUGUGUCCACUUUGUGAUGAGUACAUUGGUUGUAAAUAUUGGGAUUUAAAAAAUAGUUGUAUGUUAGCCAAGCUAUCUUAUCUGUUUGAUAAUGCAGCAACUGUGUUCUUUGCUAUAUUUGUUUCUUUCUGGGCUGUGUUCUUUCUUGAGUAUUGGAAACGAAAGGAGAUAACUUUAGCAUAUUAUUGGGAUUGCUUAGAUUAUGAAUCUGAAGUAGAAAAGCCCCGCCCUUCAUAUGUUGCACUUGCACCAAGUAUAGAAAAAAACCCUAUCACUGGGAUUCUUGAACCAUAUUUUCCCCCUGAACAGCGUGUACCCCGAAUCUAUUCUGGAAUUAUGAUAGUUUUAACAAUGGUGUCAUUAGUUUGGAUAUUUAUGGUAGGCAUUAUUGUUUACAAGCUGUUAGUUUACAGACCUCUAGCACUAAAUGAGUUUACGUCAGCAAGAGCAUUACAAAUUACAAAUAUUUCAGGUGCUGUAUGCAAUCUUAUAUGCAUCUUGAUCUUAUCAAUGGUUUACGAGAAAGUGGCUUUAGCUCUCACUCACUGGGAAAUGCAUCGCACACAAACAGAGUAUGAAGACAAUUUAACAUUCAAAGUUUUUGUGUUCCAAUUUGUCAACUUCUACUCAUCAAUUUUUUACAUUGCUUUUUUUAAAGGAAAAUUAGUUGGGUACCCUGGUAACUAUACACAAAUAUUUGGUCUUCGCAUGGAAGAGUGUGGUCCUGGAGGUUGCCUAAUUGAACUUGCUCAACAACUUGUUGUUAUUAUGGUAGGCAAGCAAAUGAUUGGAAAUAUUCAAGAAGUCAUGAUACCACUCAUUAAACAUAAAUGGAGAAAAAGAAAGCGAGGAAAGGAAACAACUGUAUUGAAGCCAAGAUGGGAAGAUGAUUAUGAACUAGUGGAAAAUGAAGGACUUCGAGCAGAAUACUUAGAAAUGGUUAUUCAGUUUGGCUUUAUAACUAUCUUUGUGGCAGCGUUUCCAUUGGCACCAUUUUUUGCUCUUGCAAACAACAUUUUUGAAAUUCGUAUUGAUUCAAACAAGUUAAUCUGUGAAACAAGGCGACCAAUUGCAAACAGAGCCCAAGAUAUAGGGAUAUGGUACAGUAUAUUGGAUGCAAUUGCUAAAAUUGCUGUGAUAUCAAAUGCAUUUCUUAUUGCAUUUACUUCAAACUUUUUACCGAAAUUACUCUACCGAUUUACAAUUUCACAGAAUGGAUCUUUGGAAGGCUAUUUAAAUUAUUCCCUAGCAGUAUCCCCACACAAUUCUACUUUACAAACUUGCAGGUACCGUGAUUUUCGUGACAAAGAAGGUCGUUUAACAGCGUUUUAUUGGCAUUUAUUGGCAUCGAAGUUAUGCUUUGUCAUUGUAUUUGAACAUUUUGUAUUUGCGACACACAGGCUCAUUGACUUCUUGGUUCCAGAUAUACCUAAAGAAUUAGAUAUAGCUAUUAAGAAAGAAGCUUAUCAAGCUAAAAAGCUAAUGUCGCACGAUAUCAGUUUAAUUGUCACUAAAUCAGAGGAUGAGAUAAGCGAACAAAACUUGAAAAUUAAAUGACGAUGGAGUUUCUUUUGCAACCUAUUUUUUUCUUUACAAUUUUAUGUAGGUUAUCAUUUAUCAAACUUUAAGUAGGCUUCUUGCAA
Hydra vulgaris (swiftwater hydra) is the source of this 2774-nucleotide messenger RNA. RefSeq names its product anoctamin-7. Gene Ontology annotation, biological process: chloride transmembrane transport. NCBI's taxonomy places the organism in Eukaryota, Metazoa, Cnidaria, Hydrozoa, Anthoathecata, Hydridae. Gene Ontology annotation, molecular function: protein dimerization activity; chloride channel activity. The record is from RefSeq and is a predicted model, not a curated record. Gene Ontology annotation, cellular component: plasma membrane.